AUGAGGGAAAGGAUUCAGGACACUCUCGCUGCUCACCGCAACGAGCUUGUUUCUCUUCUCUCCAGGUAUGUUGCUCAAGGAAAAGCGAUUCUACAGUCUCAUCAACUGAUAGACGAGCUAAACAUCAUCGUUAAAGAGGAUGAAGGAUUGCAAAAGCUCAAGAAUAGCCCUUUCAACAAAGUUCUCCAAUCUGCACAAGAAGCCAUUGUCCUACCUCCUUUUGUGUGCAUUGCAAUCCGUCCAAGACCUGGUGUUUGGGAAUACGUCCGUGUGAAUGUCUAUGAACUCAGUGUGGACCAUUUGAGUGUUGCUGAAUAUCUCCAAUUCAGAGAAGAGCUUGUGGAAGGACAGAGCAAUGGAAGUUAUGUCCUUGAACUUGAUUUUGAGCCAUUCAAUGCAACAUUCCCAAGGCCUACAAGGUCUUCAUCCAUUGGAAAUGGAGUUCAGUUCCUUAACCGACACCUUUCUUCAAUAAUGUUUCGGAACAAAGAAAGUUUGAUGCCUUUACUUGAUUUUCUUCGUGCACAUAAGCAUGACGGCCAAGCAAUGAUGAUAAAUGAUCGGAUUCAAACAAUACCAAAACUUCAAUCUGCUCUUGUGAGGGUAGAGGAAUACCUCUCUAAACUCCCACCAACAUCACCAUAUUCUGAGUUCGAAUUUGAGCUACAAGGAAUGGGGUUUGAGAGAGGUUGGGGUGACUCGGCUCAAAGAGUGUCAGAGAUGGUUCAUCUUCUGUUGGAGAUUCUUCAAGCUCCUGAUCCUUCUACUUUGGAAACAUUUCUUGGGAGAAUCCCCAUGGUUUUCAAUGUUGUAAUUGUGUCCCCACAUGGCUACUUUGGCCAAGCAAAUGUCCUUGGUUUGCCUGACACCGGUGGACAGGUUGUUUAUAUACUUGAUCAAGUGCGUGCCAUGGAAAAUGAAAUGCUUCUUAGAAUACAAAAACAAGGACUGGAUGUUAUUCCAAAAAUUCUUAUUGUUACUAGACUCAUACCCGAUGCAAAAGGGACAACCUGCAACCAAAGAUUGGAAAGAAUCAGUGGAACAGAACACACUUCGAUUUUGCGGAUUCCUUUUAGGACUGAGAAUGGGAUUCUGAAGAAAUGGAUUUCGAGGUUCGAUGUCUGGCCUUACUUGGAAACAUUUGCAGAGGAUGCCUCAAACGAAAUCGCAGCCGAGCUGCAGGGUGUUCCAGAUCUUAUCAUUGGAAACUAUAGCGACGGAAAUCUUGUUGCAACUUUGCUAUCUUACAAACUAGGAAUUACACAGUGUAAUAUUGCUCAUGCAUUGGAGAAAACAAAAUAUCCAGAUUCAGAUAUAUAUUGGAAAAAGCAUGAGGAAAAGUACCAUUUCUCAAGUCAAUUUACUGCUGAUCUUAUUUCAAUGAACAAUGCCGAUUUUAUCAUCACCAGUACAUACCAAGAGAUUGCUGGAAGCCAUAACAAUGUCGGACAGUAUGAGAGCCACACAGCUUUCACUCUUCCUGGCCUCUACCGUGUUGUUCACGGGAUCGAUGUUUUCGAUCCCAAGUUCAACAUUGUAUCUCCGGGUGCAGACAUGGCAAUAUACUUUCCAUACUUUGAAAAGGAAAAGAGACUCACUGCUCUGCAUGGUUCCAUAGAAGAACUCUUAUAUGGUACUGAGCAAACUGAUGAGCAUGUUGGUUUCUUAAGUGAUCAAUCAAAGCCUAUCAUCUUUUCCAUGGCGAGGCUCGACAGAGUGAAGAACUUGACUGGUCUCGUCGAGUGCUAUGGCAAGAGCGAGAAGCUGAGAGAGCUGGUGAAUCUUGUUGUGGUUGGUGGACACAUUGACGUGAAGAAGUCCAGAGACAGAGAAGAAGUUCAGGAGAUAGAAAAGAUGCAUGGCCUCAUUGAGAAAUACAACUUGAAAGGCCAAUUCCGGUGGAUAACUGCGCAAAUGAAUCGCGCUCGAAACGGGGAACUUUAUCGUUACAUUGCAGACACCAGAGGAGCCUUUGUGCAGCCUGCCUUCUAUGAAGCUUUUGGUCUCACUGUGGUGGAAUCCAUGACUUGUGGCCUUCCCACAUUUGCAACGUGCAAUGGCGGUCCUGCUGAGAUCAUUGAGCACGGUAUUUCCGGGUUCCACAUUGAUCCUUAUCAUCCUGAUCAAAUGGCUGAGCUUUUGAUUGAUUUCUUUGAAAAAUGCCACAAAGAACCUGCCCAUUGGGACAAUAUCUCUGGCGGAGGUCUUAGAAGAAUCUAUGAAAGGUACACUUGGAAGAUAUAUUCUGAGAGGCUUCUCACACUGGCUGGGGUUUAUGGGUUUUGGAAGUAUGUGUCUAAGCUUGAAAGGAGAGAGACAAGGCGAUACUUGGAAAUGUUUUAUAUUCUCAAGUUCAGAGAUCUGGUGAAGAACAUUCCAUUGGCAGCGGAUGAGCAGCACUGA
This is a messenger RNA of Morus notabilis, 2403 nucleotides long. RefSeq names its product sucrose synthase 2. The record is from RefSeq and is a predicted model, not a curated record. Gene Ontology annotation, molecular function: sucrose synthase activity. Lineage: Eukaryota; Viridiplantae; Streptophyta; Magnoliopsida; Rosales; Moraceae. Gene Ontology annotation, biological process: sucrose metabolic process. Bases 1 to 2403 code for a protein of 800 amino acids. The transcript has 15 exons.